AUGGAACUCCACAUUUGGCCUUCAGAUUUCGGUCUGCCCACUAUCGAUGUAUCCUCCCUUCAGUUUUUGGUAAGCUGUUCAUAUCCGUACAAAAUUGCGUCAAAAAUUUGAAAAACAUUUUACCUCUAAAAUUGAUUCGAUAAUUAAGCAAAAAUUUGUUGUUAAAAUUUGAAAAUUUCAGGCUUGCUCAAAAAUGUGCGCUUCGCCGGUGAAAGUGGUGCAAUCGGCGAGUCCGUGGCGAUCUCCGAACGGAGAACUGCCGAUGGUCUCGCAGCAGGAAGGAAAAGCGGUGACGGACUUUGAGAAAUUCGUAGAUAUUCUGAAAAAGUGCGGACAAGACGUGGUUAUUGACGCGGAUUUGACGACGAUCGAAAGAGCUCAACUGGACGCGUUUUCCUGUUAUCUUCAUCACAAUUUGUACCCGGCAGUAGUGAGUUUUCACGAAUAAAAAAUCAUUUUCAUAAAAAUCAACAUUUUUCAGCUUCACACAUUCUGGGCGGACGACCUGAACUACAACACCGUGACACAAUACUGGUACGCGUCGCACUUGCACUUCCCCUACAAUCUCUAUUACCUGGAGAAAAGAAAGAAGAAAGCGUUGCGAAUGCUGGGCGCCAAGAACGACACGCUGAUUCUGAAGGACGCGUUCCUAGCGCUCAACACACUCUCCACCAAGCUCGGCGACAACAAAUUCUUCUGCGGCAGCAAGCCGACCUCACUGGACGCCCUCGUCUUCGGAUACCUGGCGCCGUUGCUCCGUGUCCCGCUCCCGAAUGAUCGUCUUCAAGUGCAGCUGUCUGCUUGUCCGAAUCUCGUCCGUUUCGUGGAGACCGUCUCGUCGAUUUAUCUGCCUUUGAGUGAAGAAGAGCUGAAGCGGCAACAGGGAAAUCGAAAGAUGUGGCAAUCGAGAGUUGCGAAGGCGAAAGCCGACAAGGAGAUGGCUAAGACGGCGGAAGAGUCUGCGGAAGCGAUUCCCGACGAGCCGCCCAUGCGCGACGCCAUUCUUUUUACUUUGGGCGCUCUAACUCUUUCUAUUGUGUUCGCAAUUCACACCGGACUCAUUCAAGUGACAGUGGAGGAGGAGAUUGCGACCGACUGA
Messenger RNA from Caenorhabditis sp. 36 PRJEB53466, 1099 nucleotides. Lineage: Eukaryota; Metazoa; Nematoda; Chromadorea; Rhabditida; Rhabditidae. The record is from the annotation of a GenBank genome assembly.